This is a messenger RNA of Dunckerocampus dactyliophorus (ringed pipefish), 6907 nucleotides long. It is a transcript of the gene larp4b, whose product is annotated as La ribonucleoprotein 4B. NCBI's taxonomy places the organism in Eukaryota, Metazoa, Chordata, Actinopteri, Syngnathiformes, Syngnathidae. The transcript is spliced from 18 exons. Gene Ontology annotation, biological process: positive regulation of translation. Gene Ontology annotation, cellular component: cytosol; cytoplasmic stress granule. Gene Ontology annotation, molecular function: mRNA 3'-UTR binding. The coding region runs from base 1103 to 3454 and encodes 783 amino acids. The record is from RefSeq and is a predicted model, not a curated record.
UGCGGUUCCGCUCUGGGCCAGAGAAGAUAAGACAAUGAAGAGCACCCACUCCAUCUAUUCAACUCGACUCAUCUGGUUAGCGGGCAAACAACAGUGACUAUAUUUAAAUAAGUUAUUUAUAUUUGCACAUAUACGAACAUUUAUAUAGAAAAUUCACAAUUUGAAAUGCUGCAGGUGACAUUGUGUAAAUAGCUAACUUGCCAAAAUAAUAAUUUCCCAUGUUAUGUUAUGUCACAAGGAAAGUCAAUGCAAAGUUGGAGUCACCUUUGAUGAUAUCAAAAGUUUGAAUCGAAACAUACGUUGAGGCUGUGGGAUGACUUGGCCUUUAGGAGCGAGACAUCAUACGACGUAGACGAUCUUUGUGUUGAACACGAAAGGGAAAGGAAACGGCGACGGCGACUUCUCCAUUCCUAAAUCAUCUCUCUUAUAUUAGGUAGUAAUGAGUGUCUGCUCAGUCGGAAGCUGCGACACCUUCCUUUCUUGGUUUUAGGAUCUUUCAGUCGAUCGUUUUCCUGCCGUAGAACCUGUCGCUGACCGUGGGGAUUUGCCUCGCGUCAAAUUGUGGGCGCCAGAUUUAUCGAGCACGACUGCACUAAGUUGGUGGGCAAGCUAGCAACUAGCCACGUAGCUAACCCUCGGCUAGCUUACCUGCUAACUAGCUCGCAGUGCUGGUCACAGAGACCACUUUGUGGACGAAUAUAUGGGAUAGUCGGCUGGUCUCUGUCCCGUGACUGCUAUUUAACGCUGGUCUAAAGGUUUGAGGACUAUUUCUGGCGAGGUUCUGUGCCGGUUAUUUCUACCUAGCGUGCUCGAUAUAGCCUGCUAGCUAAUAACUUGCGCAUUUAGCCUGGAACCCAGUUAAGGCCUCAGUCCAAACCCGCCGUCAGAAGCCUCCACCGCCAGACUCUUUGCCGAGCAGUGAGAGUUGACAGAGACUGGUAGCAGCCAACAUUAAUGUUGGCAUGCUGCUGCAUUUCUCUGCUGCAACCAAACACCACCAGACUGAGCCCCUACCUGACGCUCACGGCUACCACCUGCAAUGCUGAUACAACUUCCUUGGUGACACAGACUUCUCCCUGAGGAGCCAAGAAGCAGACGGCUCAUGACUUCUGACCAGGACACAAAAGUUGUAGCUGAACCACAGGUGCAGCAAGUACAAGAGGCUAAAGAGAACUCUCAUUUGGAAUCCGCCAAGGUUUCGGACCUCAACCCCAAUGCGAAAGCAUGGGCCAACCACAUGUUUAGCCUGGACCCCAGCGGCAGUGCUGACAACUCCACUGCGGCCUUGCAGCCAUGGAAGGACGGCUGCGAGAGUUCAGCCAACCCCGGCCCACAAGGCUAUGAAGCCAACGGAGACGAGGCUUUCAAGGAGCCCCUACUAAAUGACCCUGAUGACCCUCCACCAGCACAAGUGAUGUUGGCCCAGCCUCCCCCAUCGACGCCCAUUACCCUGGAGCACUCUGAGACACCCUACCCAGAAUUUCCGGAGUCAGGGCAGCCUGCACCAACAGCAGUCAGUGAUCCCCAGCCAGAGAAUCCCCAGGAAGGUUUGAGGGAACACUUGAAGAAGACAUUGGAAUUCUGUCUUUCCAGGGAAAAUUUGGCCAGUGACAUUUACCUCAUCUCCCAAAUGGACAGCGACCAGUACGUGCCAAUUGUGACGGUAGCCAACCUGGAUCACAUCAAAAAGCUCAGCACCGACGUGGAGCUGAUUGUGGAUAUUCUUCGCUCUCUUCCAUUGGUCCAGGUGGAUGAGAAAGGGGAGAAGGUGCGACCCAAUCAGAACCGCUGCAUAGUGAUCCUCAGAGAGGUUCCCGAGAGCACGCCCAUCGAGGAGGUGGAAGCUCUUUUUAAGGGAGACAGCCUACCCAAGUUCAUCAACUGUGAAUUUGCCUACAACGACAACUGGUUCAUCACUUUUGAGUCAGAAGCAGAUGCACAACAGGCAUAUCAGUAUCUACGUGAGGAGGUGAAGACCUUUCAAGGGAAGCCUAUCAAAGCGAGGAUAAAAGCGAAGGCGAUCGCUAUCAACACUUUCAUGCCAAAGAAUGGUUACCGACCAGUGGAGGUGAACCCAUACGCUCAGCAACGCUACACAUCCUACUACAUCCCACCCGUCUACAGCCCCCAGCAGCAGUUCCCCCUGUACAGCCUCAUCACUCCACAAGCCUGGUCGACCACACCCAGUUUCAUCGACCCCACACUGGUUGCUCCAUUUCAUAACAGCCAGUUCAUCAAUGGAUUUACACCAUCAGCUGGUUUUAAGCCACCAACCACCCCCCUCACUGUCAGACACCACUCACCCAGGACCAGAAAUCACAGUAAACCUCAUCUGAGGCCGGCCGUCCCCACAGCGGACCGUACCGCGCUCCUGGACAGCCCAAGCCUCUUUCCCAGCUUCCCCAACGAUAGGCUGAACGGGGUCCGCAGCAGCCCGCCCACACGCUUCCCUGCCAGCCAGCCCAGAACCAGGUUACCUUCCACCACCACCUUUCCCCGCAGGGAGACUGUGGGCACGGGCCGAGUGUCCGAGUUCACCACCACAGACUACUCCUCCCUGGGAAUGGGCAGGGGAAGGAAAAAGAGGGAUGAAAAGUUUACACGACUGACGCCUCAAUCGCCACCGCCGCCUCCCCCCAAACCUCCAUCGCCGAGCUUCGAGUUGGGUCUAUCCAGCUUUCCGCCUUUGCCUGGAGCGGCCGGUCAGCUGAAGACAGAGGACAUCUUUGACCACCGGCUGGCCAGCAGUGUCGUCGUCCCGCCUGCGAAGGACAGAAAUGUGAGCAUUGACUCCAGUCCUGGAGGAACCCCCUCGUUACUCGGUCCCAAAGAACCUCUUCCGCCCCCGUUGUCUUCCUCUUCCUCCUCCACCUGCUCCACCUCUUCUUGUUCCUCCUCUCUGAUGCCCACAAGCUUCGUACCCUCACUGACCACGCCCACCCCCACUCCAGCCUCGACCUGGACCCCGGCAGCCUGCCCUCCACCGCCUCCCUCCAUCCCAGCAGCAGAAGUGAGGAUGACUGAGUUGAAGAUAAAGGAGGUUCAGCACUCCGUGGAGCGCGUUCCUGGCACUUUGUCCACCGCCAGCAAGUCAGUGCAAGUCAACGGUGCUGCUACGGAGCAGAGGAAGCCUUCUUACGCCGAGAUAUGCCAACGAGCAAAGGAGACGGCCACAUUGAUGCAGCCCCCGACUCCCAAGGAAGCCAAGCCAGCAGGUGCUUCCCCCGCAGGCGAGGAGAGGAAGUGCCCUGAUGCCUCCGCCCCAGCAGGGGAGGUCAAGGCUAGAGAGACAUGCCCCCCACCUUGCUCUAAACCUGGCUCAGCGGCCGUUGCCCCAGGGAGACCCCCACGGGAGACCCGGAGGCCGGCUGGGCGCUGGGCUUCCCCGCCGCCACACCCAGGGAAAACCCCCAGCAAAGAUAUCCAUCAUACCCCUCCAAAGUCCCCACUGUAGGGUGACUCUCUGCUUCUUGCCUAGUCCCCACACAAGCAUUUCUGGAUCAGGGCUUUCAGACAAAAAGCACUUUAUUGUGCAUGUAAAGCACCAUCUCAUUCUUUUUAUUCUAUUUAUUUGCUUUUUGUUUUGUUUUUCUUUUUAAACAUGACUUUUAGUUCUGCUUGGUCUCUUUAAGCAUUGCAUUAUUGGCUCAAACAGCUCUGUGUGACAGGAAGACUGUCAUAGCAGCAGUAGGGGGUUGUUGGAAGCCCUAGUGGGUGAUGGGAAGGGCAAAUUGACUCCACUUUGCUGGGUAAUAAUGGUUCUUGUCUUGUUGGAGGUGUGCUUUUUACAUGUGGUUAUGUCCAUAUGCAAGAUGGAACAACGAAAUUGCAUUGGAGUGAGACUCCCGGUUGUUUACACUCUUUGUUGGAGAUUUUGUAGGCUCGGAGUGGUGCUCUUUCUGCAGUUCUCUGUGAAGCAUCUCUGCUGGUUUCUUCUGUUAGCAUGGUUUGCACGGUUCAUGACAUGAGCUCAAUUGGAACACAAAACACACUUAAAGUUGCUUGCAGGAAGUGUCAACCAUUACCUUUUAGGGGAAGCAAGCUCUUCUUCAGUGUAGAAUGAGGGUAACCAACAGAGACCAUUUAAGGUGACGAAGUAUGCAAAGAAGAAUGAACACUCUGACAGGUGACCAGCCGCCACUUGGUGGCGGUUCUAGAUGUGUUAUAUGAGAGCUAUAUGUUUAUUUUCACAAAGGUAAAUAUUCCAGUUCGGAAGAGUUUGGAGGAGGAGUGGAAGGAGGAGUCAGGACAAAGUGAGGGUCAUGUCUGUUAUGUGAGAGCCAAUAUGCACAUUUCUUUCUUUUCUUUUUUUUCUUUUCUUUUUUUAACACUGUUGCUGACCAUGUUUAGCCAUUCCUUUUGUGGUGGGGGGUGUCGAGGCUGUGCUUAGGGUUUUUAGAGAGAGCAAGUUGAAGGUAGAAUGCUGUUAAAUGUUGAGUUGGUGUUUUCGGAAAGUAGCACUGCAGUUGAGAUGAGGUCGCAAUGGGCUUUUGUUAACGUGAAGAUGAGCAGAAUCCCACUGGCUGCUUCCCUCACUAACAAACUUUGUCACAUUUCAGUGGAUCCACAAUGUGCAUGCAAGGAGGUUUGUUGAGGGCGCAGCUUGUGAGGUCAGCUGGGGGGAGGGAAGCUGAGCACUCUGGAGUGUAGCAGCCUCUUUGGCACAAGUCACGUGUUUGCUUCUGGUUAUUGCAAAUGUACAUAAGAAAAUUAUCCAGCCACUUUCCCUUCCUUGUGUUGAAAGUCGUGUUGGAAAAGUUGUCAUCUUCCCCACGCCCCUCGAAGAAAAACCACUGUAAUGAUGAAAUGAUGAAACACCAGGCGGGACCGCCAAAGUCUUCCAACCGCGUGAAGCAUUGUGGACAAUUCCGCUGACAGAAGACGAGGGAAACGCACGAUUUGGAUUGUUUUUCUUUUUUGAAGGACUGAGAUGCACUUGGAUGGCUCGGUUCUUUGUUUUUGGCUUAUUUAUGAAGCAGUGCAGUUUAUUCUGUGUUUUCUUUUUAGCCAGACGGAAAGGUCUUCACAUAAACAUGUAAAAGAGUUCCAUCCAGUGUUUGAGAAACUUGAAUUUUAUUUAAACUUGAAAAAUGACUUUGCCUUAACUUUUAUACACAACGAGCAUAGAGUUUAUUCCCCCACCCUCGACAUGCGAAAGAUGAUUUAGUGACAUCACUAGUCUUACGGAACCAGAGUACAAAAAAAAUCUAUCAGCGUUUUUUCUUUCCCUUUCCCCCUUUUUGUAUAAAGUCGAAAAAAAGAAUAGUUUGGAUGGUUCUUUUUGUUUAGGGGGCGAAAGUGAAACCUUGUAAAUGCAAAAGGAGUCAAUACUGUAUUAAAUAUAUGCACUUUGAGGUUUGUGCUUUGCUUGUACAGUUGUAAAUACUCAGAAAAAUAUAAGAGGUACCUUCAAAUGACAAUUAUAAAAAAUCUAUUGAUCUUGUUGAGCUAUUAAUGUCACUAUGGAGCUGGAUGUAGGAUUUAAAAAAAAAAAAAAAAAAAAAAACCCAAGACUUCAUGUUGUAUUUUUUUUCUUUUCUAAUUUGAGUUUGUGUGUGGACUAUGAGGAACCCUUAUGUUUUUGUUUUUUUGUUUCAUUCCAUCUGUUGUCCCUGUAAUGUCCACCCUGCCCACCAUUGUCCUGGUUAACACGUUGGCUUCUUUCUUGUUUACAUGAGGACAAACACAUCUUUAUCACUUCUUUGUCCACACGAGAGAUUUUUCAUUUGACCACUGACAUCGUCAUACGUGACAAGCGGCCAAAAAUCAAACAAAAAAUAUUGUUGACAUCCUCAACUGCUUUAUUUGUUAGUGUGAGAGAAGAUCACUACAAGUAUGCUUAGCACGAAGACUAGAAGCUAUUAAAUGUGCACAUAACAUUUUGUGAUUUUAUGUCCAGUAAAAGCUAACAUUUGUCUCUUUAUCAACUUACCAACUUGAGCUGCUUUGCAGGUGGGCAAAGGUCAAAAGACAAACCCUUUCUAAGCUAACAUCUUCAUAAAUACACCAUGCAUGUUUCUUGAGCUUAGUCGAAAUGUGUUUAGGCCCUAAAAAAAGUCUAUGUACUACAUUUUGGUCUUAGGUCAUGUGACCCCAUAAAGCACAUUUGAAGCACAGAUAAACACCUUCAUGGAAUUUUGAUCUUCUCUCUUGCCUCUCCGUGUGUCCACAAUCACCUCAUUGUUCGUUUGUUCUCUCAGUGGACAGGAAGUGGACUCCUGGCGUAGGUUUCAAAAGCAUUUGAUCAUAAGCGGGCGCUCCAGUUGUUGUUGUCCAGCAGAUGUCACAUGUACAUAGCCUUUGCUUCACCUGCAGUGGCGGGAACUGUUGAUUGACACAUUGUCACCUGACCUGGAUGGGACUGGAACUUUUGUGCCUGAACUGUGAAUGUGUGCAUGUGUGGACGGAAGCACCCUGCCACAAAGAUGGCCACCACAGUCGCUUCUAGGCUAACGAGGACUCCCCCUUGUGGCAACGGCCACCACUCAUAUCGCCCCCCGUUGGCCAGUCUUGACAGUACCAUUGUCCCCUCACGUGAACUUUUGUAAAGCAAAACCCUGAGGAAUGCACAAGGACUGACUGGAACAAGACUCAGUUCUAUCUACUCACUGUGGUUUAACCCAUUAGCGCUAACAUACACGCAAAGCUAACAGCUGUGGACAAUCGUUGACUGCGUCAGGGCUCGCCUAACGCCAAUGUGGAACUCUUUUGUCUUCUCUUUUGUCUUUUUGUUACCAUUGACCGUUUUCUUCCAUUGGAGACUGGAAUCAAGCGUAUGUGUCAGCUAUAGAUAAUUUAAGUUACUCUUCUUGUGUCAUGAUGUUCAACUGUCUCAUUUGGAGGAAAAAAAACAUGUAGCUUACUGAAAAAAAUAAACAUUUAGGCACUGUUGAGGAGACGAGUGUGU